This is a messenger RNA of Pogonomyrmex barbatus (red harvester ant), 2797 nucleotides long. RefSeq names its product sodium- and chloride-dependent transporter XTRP3. Gene Ontology annotation, biological process: nitrogen compound transport; sodium ion transmembrane transport; amino acid import across plasma membrane. Lineage: Eukaryota; Metazoa; Arthropoda; Insecta; Hymenoptera; Formicidae. Gene Ontology annotation, cellular component: plasma membrane. Gene Ontology annotation, molecular function: amino acid:sodium symporter activity; glycine transmembrane transporter activity. The record is from RefSeq and is a predicted model, not a curated record.
AGGAGGAGUGCACGAGUGAUAUUAAGAAACGAAUUGUUGCCGGUCGCUCUUCCGAGGAUCUCGGUAUUUUUACGGACGCGAUACCGCGCGGACACUGUUGAAUAUUACGAAUAGAUAAAUAGUGAAGAUAACUAUCACCGUUGUUAGCCGUUUGUUGUUGUUGUUGUUGUUGUUGUUGUUGACAUUAUUGUUAUCCACGUUAUUGCUAAUACGUCAGCUGCCCAUCCGCUCCCGCUGGAGUCGAUGAAUAGCGCGGCGGUGGUAGUGGUAGUAGUGGUGACGGAUUCGUGAGGGAUUCUCGCGCGCGCGGUCGCAAAGACACGUGUUCCUGCCAAAUCGUGUCGGUAAUUGACAGAAGGGGAAGAAGAUAUAGCGGAUUCGUGUAUAUACACGAGAAAAAGGAAAUAAACGCGCGGCAGGAAGUGGAGAGGAGAGGUGGCGCGUGUGCGAGGGUUUCGCGGGUGUGCGAGCUUGGCAAACAAACACAAGGAGUGUGCUGAAGCUCUCAAUUAAGUACACCACCCGCCGGGAAAGAGCGAUUGGAUUCUUUGUGUACUCAUCGAGAUUCACGAGAGAAUGGUAGUCGAGACCGGAAGAAAUGGGCACGAGCUGGCUCCUUUAAACGACCACCGCCAACCCGCCCACAACGUGACGAUCGUCACGACAGCGAGUCAAAAUGUUGCCGACGGCCAGGACACGAAGGAAGAGAACAGGGCGGCAUGGAGCGGGAAAAUGCAAUUCUUUCUCAGUAUUAUCGGAUACAGCGUCGGUCUGGGCAAUAUCUGGAGGUUUCCUUACCUGUGCCAACAGAAUGGAGGUGGUGCCUUCCUCAUUCCUUUUUUCGUGAUGCUCAUCUUGGAGGGUGUACCCCUCUUCCUGAUCGAGCUGGGUCUCGGACAACGUAUGCGGCAGGGUGCCCUGGGCGUUUGGAACACAAUACACCCUUGGCUAGGCGGUAUAGGGAUCGCGUCGUGUAUAGUGACGUUUUUCGUUGCGCUUUACUACAACGUAAUUAUUACCUGGUGUGUCUACUAUCUCUUCAACUCGCUCGAGGCUAUCACGAUCAAAUUUGGUGAAUCACUGCCGUGGGCAAAAUGCCCGGAAUUGGACGGAAAACCGGUUGAGGAAUGUACCAGGAGUUCGGAGACCGCAUAUUUUUGGUAUAGAACUACUUUGGACGCAGCACCGUCCAUUGAGGACGGCCAAGGUCUGAAAUGGUGGAUCGUACUUUGUCUUUUGUUCAGCUGGAUUGUCGUGUUCUUCAUUGUCAUGAAAGGAAUACAAUCGUCCGGCAAGGUGGUGUACUUUACGUCCAUGUUCCCGUAUCUCGUACUGACCAUCUUCUUCAUCCGCGGAAUAACGUUGAGGGGUGCGAGCGCCGGACUGGCGCACAUGUACACGCCAAAGGUCGAGAAACUGUUGGAGCCCACGGUCUGGCUUGACGCGGCGACCCAGGUCUUCUAUAGCUUCGGACUGGCGUUCGGUUCCCUGAUCGCGUUCGGCAGCUACAACACUCCUGACAACAACUGCGUGAGGGACGUGAUCCUGGUGAGCGUGUGCAACGCGUUUACUGCCAUUUACGCGAGCGUUGUCAUUUUCGCCAUUUUGGGGUUCAAGGCAAUGUCAAACGUGGACAAGUGCGUCGUCAGCGCAAGGGAUACUCUGAUAGAAAAUGGAAAAUGGAGUAAUUCCACCCCAUUCAACCUCGAGGACUAUGAACUCUUUAUGGGCGAUUUCAAUUCCUCGGCAAUGAACUUCACAAUGAAACCAUGCAGUCUCAGUAAGGAGUUGGACAACGCUGCCGAGGGCACUGGACUGGCAUUUAUCAUAUUUACCCAGGCGAUCGUGGAACUACCGGGGGCGCCAUUCUGGUCUUGCAUCUUCUUCAUGAUGCUUCUAGCUCUUGGAUUGGGCUCGCAAAUCGGUCUACUCGAGGGUAUGCUGUGCGUCAUCUUCGAUAUAGAUCUCUUCAAGAGAAUAAAAAAGCAAUAUAUGACAGGUGUUGUCUGUGUUGUAUGCUUCUUUGUGGGACUUAUCUUUUGUACUGGUGCUGGAGAGUAUUGGUUGAAAAUGUUCGACAGCUUUGCCGGUACCAUCGGUCUCGUCAUUGUCGCCCUGAUGGAAAUGAUCUCCGUUAUCUUCGUUUAUGGCCACGAAAAAUUUACGAAGGACAUCGAAGAGAUGACUGGAUAUAAACCGGGACCUUACUGGCAAUUUACGUGGCGAUUUCUCGCUCCCAUUAUAAUGGUUUGCAUCCUCCUAUUCAGCAUUGUCUCUAUGUUCAUCAAAAAACCGCAAUAUUCGGCAUGGAACGCGGCAUUGGCAAUACCUACGAAUUAUCCUGGCUGGGUGCUGGGCAUUGCCGUCGUUAUUAUCUUGGCUGGUAUUGCGCCGAUUCCUAUCGUUUUCCUUCUACGACGAUUCCAAUUAGUGAAACUCGAUGUUGACAUCCAUCAGGGCAGUAUUCGACGUAUAGACACCACCGUUUCCACGAAGGAAAUGAUGGGAGACGUUGACCUUGAUGAAUAUCAUGAUCGGCUCGAGGACUUCCCGGAAGAAGAUGAGGAUGUAAACAGUGAUGAUGAUACGAAUACCGCACCGACUAUGAGUAAAAUAGCUAACAAAGCGAUGAAGGGUAGGGCUUUCAAAAUGGAAGUCAUGAACUUUUAAGAAUGCAUAAUCGGUGAAACUUCUUCCAUUUGUUUGUGAGUUGUACGAGAUUAGAUAUUAACAAUGAUUAUACAUAUAUAAAGAUUAAUUUAUUAAAUCAUAAUCUAUAUUUGGAAUAUUUAUUCUA